Messenger RNA from Pocillopora verrucosa, 1287 nucleotides. The record is from RefSeq and is a predicted model, not a curated record. Lineage: Eukaryota; Metazoa; Cnidaria; Anthozoa; Scleractinia; Pocilloporidae.
AUGAAAGCAGACCUUGGUGAGACAUGGUACAAAGUUAGAAAGCUUAGGAGAUGGUUUGAUCAAUGGGGACUAUCCUCAGAAAGUGAAAGAAGUCAACGAAAGCAAGUUCAGUCCAUCACUGACCCGGCCAACUUGGUUUGUGAAAUGGUCCCAUUUGAAUUAAAAAAACCAGGUUGCCAUCCAGAGGUCAGGGAAGCAGAGUUUGGUUAUGUUACAGACCUGAACCAAUUCAUACAUCUUCAUCUGAAUGAAAAUGAAAAGAAUGGAAGGCUGACAUGGAACAAUGCAAUCCCAGAAAAUGAAGUCCACAUAAAACUUGGAGGAGAUGCUGGUGGUGGGUCAUUUAAAAUGGCCUUCCAGAUUGCUAACCUGAGGCAUCCAAAUUCUAAAACCAACACAGUGGUCUUUGCCAUGUUCCAUGCAAAAGAUAGUUGGGCUAAUUUAAAGACAGCCUUAAUGAAAUAUAAAGAACAAGUAAACACCUUGAAAGAAGCAACCUGGGCAGGUAAAAAGAAAGUGGUUUUCCUGUUUGGUGACUAUGAGUUCCUAUGCAAGCUAUUUGGAAUAGCUGGUGCCUCAGGCAAAUAUCCAUGUCUUUGGUGCAAGAUAAAUAAUGAAGUAAUGCAAGUCUCUUGCCAUAAACGUGGGCAUGCUGAAAAACGAAGUCUUGAAAACAUUCAAGAGGAUUAUGAUAAGUUUGUAGCAGAUGGCUCUGUUACAAGUCGACAGAAGUUUUAUCACAAUGUGAUUCACGAGAAACUGCUGGACAUUGAAUUGGACAAAGUUUGUGUUCCUGGACUUCACAUUAGCUUGGGUGUGUUUAAGAAACUGUUUGACGAACUAGAGAACCAGUGCUUUGAGCUGGACAAAAAAAUUCAAAUGGUGCUAGCAGGAGACAGUGAAGAGAAUGAUGAGAAAAUCCAGGCAUUCAGAGCUGCCCAACUACAUACCAGACAAGCACAACAAUUUAAUGAAAAAGCCAAUUAUUUACAGGAGUUGCUGAAUUUACAAAGUCUGCAUGCUAAUGUUGAUAUCAUGCCUGCCUACUUUACACUACUACAGGAGGAGAUAGACAAACUCCUUGGAAAUGCAAAGGAGGAGGAAAAGCUUGCAGAUGAACAAAUGGAAUUGGCUGCCUUUGAGAAAGCCAAUGGACCACUAUCGGUUCAUUUGGAUGAGGUUCUCAAGAAAAUGAAUGUUGAGAGACAAGCUUAUCAUGGAAAAUCAUUCAUUGGUAACCAUGUACACACUUGCUGCAAGGUAACACAAAUUCUACCCUUAGAGUAG